UACUUUUGGACUCGGGAAAAAAUUCGGAAAAUAAUAAAACUUCAAGAUCGAGAGUCAGAGAGAUUGAGAGAGGCUUGUGAUAUCAACUUGCCUUGGCGUCGGAAAAUGGCAACAACUGUCGUGACUUCUCUCCCACAAUACAAUGGGCUGAGUCCCAAAGUUUCAGCAGCAGCAGCUCCUGUUCGAAGUCUGGCAGCAGUUCAACCAAUGAGGCGUAAGGGAAAGGGGGCCUUGGGUGCUCGCUGCGACUUCAUUGGUUCACCCACAAACUUGAUAAUGGUGACUUCUACAACCCUGAUGCUGUUUGCCGGAAGGUUUGGGUUGGCACCAUCGGCAAACCGGAAGUCGACGGCGGGACUAAGGCUUGAAGUGAGGGACUCAGGGCUGCAGACCGGUGACCCAGCUGGCUUCACUCUUGCAGAUACCUUGGCAUGUGGGAGUGUGGGUCACAUUAUUGGGGUUGGGGUUGUUCUUGGCCUUAAGAACAUUGGUGCACUGUAAAUUAUCUUUAAGAAGCUUCUUAUUUUCAUUCUCUUAUGUACGUUCUUCUUGUUUACAUGCAACAUGUACGUACUUGGUUUAAGAAUUCCGGAAAAACGUGUUUGGUAACAAAAGUUUAGGGUUAUGGAGUUGAAGUUUUGGCUA
Messenger RNA from Alnus glutinosa, 645 nucleotides. Its product is annotated as photosystem I reaction center subunit psaK, chloroplastic. Gene Ontology annotation, cellular component: membrane; photosystem I. The transcript has 3 exons. The coding region runs from base 106 to 501 and encodes 131 amino acids. Lineage: Eukaryota; Viridiplantae; Streptophyta; Magnoliopsida; Fagales; Betulaceae. The record is from RefSeq and is a predicted model, not a curated record. Gene Ontology annotation, biological process: photosynthesis.